Molecule: messenger RNA, 4116 nt
Organism: Acipenser ruthenus (sterlet)
Lineage: Eukaryota; Metazoa; Chordata; Actinopteri; Acipenseriformes; Acipenseridae
Product: Golgi-associated kinase 1B-like
Exons: 4
Coding region: 181-1788 (535 amino acids)
Cellular component (GO): Golgi apparatus
Source: RefSeq, a predicted model, not a curated record
GACAAAUCACUUUUCAGCCUGACUGAUAAGACUAGAGCUAGCCUGCUCCUGGCGGGGUGUCCCGUGUUAGUUACAGACUACAAAUCGCCACACAAAACAUUGGAAACGAGAUUCAGAAGUUAUGCAUCACCCUAAACAGAAUCUGAAGAAAUUACGCUUAGUCCAUCAUGUUUGAUCACAAUGGAGAUGCCUUUAAUUCGUCAAGGCAAAAUAAUAAACGUGUUUGUAUUGCAACCGUGUGCCUGGAUUCUAAGGAUGUGGAACACAAGACGCCUGAGGUCAAAAAGGAAUUUGUUGAUCGGCAGUGCUUGUUUCAUAUAUGCGUUUUUUCUUGUUGCUCAAGUGGGGCAAGGUGUCCCACGAGACAUGGUAUCUGAAAUACAGAACUACAUAAGAAACAAAGAGGUCCAUGUGCCAAAGCUCGAAUCCCCUUUGGAAAGCCCACAGGGUCCGAGGGCUGUGCGCGCUGGGGAAACCUCUCCGGAUAUAUCAUUUUCAUUACAGCCCAAUGUUGUGUAUAUCACACUCAAAUCCAAACGCAGCAAGCCUGCAAACAUCAGGGGGACUGUGAGACCGAAACUUCGGAGGAAGCACUCGAUUAAAAAAGCACAAGUCGACCAAAAUGGGUUACAGUUUUUGGGGGGCGAUGGUCACCUCAAUGGGGACAACAGGUUGGUAUCAAAUAAUAACAAGGGUUACGGAGAUGAAAAUGCAAGGAAAACGGUGCAAUCAGACGUACAAGUUAAUUCAGAUAUUAAACGUGUAAUUCCACACCAGAGGAUGAGGAUGGAUAGGAUAGACAGUAAUAUAAGGAUAUACAGUGAGAGUGCACCGCCUUGGUUGAGCAACGAGGAUAUCGAAGCCCUGCGCAUUCUGGCUGAUUGUAAUGUCACCGCGAUUCAAGACCAUACCUCUAAACAUCGGGGCUUGAUCCAGUUUGAAAGUGCAGGUGACCUUUUAUUGAGGCCCUUGGGUGAAAGCAUCAACGGAAUGGAAGAAACAUCUUUUUGUCGAGGACGAUGUGGUCUUGUUAAGAGACCCAUGGAUAUGAGUGAAGUAUUUGCUUUCCAUCUGGAUAGGAUCCUGGGACUGAAUAGAAGUGUUCCAGCUGUAUGCAGGAGAUUUACCCUUUUUCAAGAUGGCCACCCCCGCCCUGUAAUCUUGUGGGAUUCAUCCCUCUCUCCAGCAGACAAUGAGGCACAGUCUACAGUGAGACUUAACUGGGGAUCUUACCAGCACUCACUUAAGCAAAAAUGUUGGCACCGUGGUAUUGUGCCCAAAGCAGAGUGGGGAUGUUCAAAUAUACACCACUUUGAAUGGAGCAAAUUGGCCCUCUUUGAUUUUAUGCUGCAGGUCUAUAAUCGCCUUGACAGGAAUUGCUGUGGAUUCAAACCUCGAAAGGAGGAUACCUGUGUAGAGAGAGGCUUGUAUCUGAAAUGUGAUGACCAAGACAAUAUUGAGCUGGUGCAUAUUAUUCAGAGAAAACUGGAUCCAAGGCAUUUGGUUUUCAUUGACAAUAGGGGAUAUUUUGACAGAGGUGAAGACAAUCUGGAUUUUAAAUUGCUAAAAGGCAUUAAGGAGCUUCCUGAAUCUGCAAUCUCUGUGCUGAAGAGUCAACGUCUACGAGAGAGGCUCCUCCAGUCUUUGUUUCUUGAUAAAGUUUACUGGGAAAGUCAGGGAGGCCGCCAAGGAAUCGAGAAGCUGAUUGACGUGAUCGAGAGGAGGGCAAAGAUUCUCCUUACUUACAUCAAUGCGCAUGGGAUCAAAGUGAUACCUAUGAAUGAGUAAAAGCUGCAGUGAUUUGCUCUCGUGACCAGAAAGCCACAUUGGUUAUCUUGCACCUCUCUAAGUUACAAGAAACUGUAAUAGAGCUGCAGUAUGAGAAUGGGAGGUAGAUGAUGAGAGAGCUUGAAUUUUGGCAGGAUUGUCUGUGGUUUACAUGUGGCUUACUUCCAGUCCAGAAUUGAAAGGAAUAUCAUUUCAAAACAAUAAAAGCACUAUGUAAAAAAAAAAAAAAAGUUAGUAGAGCUAAUAGAGAUCAGUCCUAUUCCAGUUUGUAUUUGUGUGGGAAUACCCCCAAAAAUUGUUUGGCUGUAUUGUAUGAUUUUAUGUUUUUUUUUUUUUUUUUUUCUUGCUAGGGCUUGUUCACAAUUGCAUUUCACUCAAAACAAACACAUUGAUAAUAGGUUGGUAAAAAGUAAGGCUUUCCAAUCCAUUUUCUUACCUGUUAUUAGCAUUUUACCUGAUCAUCAUCUCCCUCAUGUUAUGCUGAAGAUACUUGGUUAUAUGUAUAUGCACUAGAUCCUAGUAUAUGCAGUUUUGAAAGAAACACCUGGGGACAAGAUAUCCUUUCAUAAAAUAAAUAUACAUGUUCACUGUAACACGUGCAUCUUUCAAAACGACACAUGUGAAAGCAACUAGACAGGGAACUAUUAUGAAAUUAAUGGAUAUAUCCACACAUAGCUACAGCCACUUUAAGUGCUUUGUAUUUUUUAAAAAAAGAUCUUCUAUUUGCUAUACUGACUACUCUGGUAUUUAAAGACAGUAGUGGAUUUCAAGACUCUAAAGUCUGUUCAGCUUUAGAAGACAUCUAUGGUGGGAUAAUGGCUGCUGUACUCAGAACCUGAUUGGCUGAGAUGAUCAAGGUUUCUAAAGUAAUAUAAUUCCUUGUGUCCGUUGCUACCCAAUCUUCCAGUGGUUUACCUUCUGUGAUUUAGGUACAUGCUAUCAGACAGCAGACCUGUUCGACCUGUUUGUUUACAUUCCAAAAAGGCGUUUAUUUUUAAUUUUUUUUAAUGGUACCAGUAUAUUACAGGCUUUGAUCCAUUUGAUAUCAACAGUCUGUGGGACAGAUGUUAUUGUUUUAAGUUUAUGUACCAGUAAAUAUAUUAUAAAAGGUAAUGUAGAAGAUUUUUUAAAAGCCUAGUUUGUGUGCUGUUUCCUUUUAGUCAGUGUGCCGACACCUGUUCAUAGUACAACUUAAAUGCACAGUUCUACCAAAUAUAAUAAAAAAAUGUUCUUUUAAAAAAUAAAUUCAGACUAUUUCAUCUUUCAAAAACCCUUUAAAAGAGGAAAACCAAGAUUGAAUUGUCCUAUCUUGUUUAAUUGUCCUAUCUUGUUUAAUUGUCCUAUCUUGUUGAAUUGUCCUAUCUUGUUUAAUUGUCCUAUCUUGUUUAAUUGUCCUAUCUUGUUUAAUUGUCCUAUCUUGUUUAAUUGUCCUAUCUUGUUGCACUAGCAACAUCAUCAGUCUAAAGGUAACCCUGCCAUGUUACCUAAAGCACAGGAAUACAUUAGGGGCCAGAAAGAAAUAAUUUAAUCAAGCAGCUUUUAAUCAAUAGCAAUGCAUUUGAAAAAAUUACAUACCUGAAUGUAAGCAACAACAAAAAAUAUCUUUAGCCCAAGAAUAUAGAAUUAGUGAUAGUGUUUCUAAUGCAUAUGAACUGUAAUUUAAUAGCUUAAUAGCAUAUGAACUGCAAUUGAAUAGCUUAAUAGCAUAUGAACUGUAAUUGAAUAGCUUAAUAGCAUCUGAACUGUAAUUUAGUAGCUUAAUAGCAUAUGAACUGCAAUUGAAUAGCUUAAUAGCAUGUGAACUGCAAUUUAAUAGCUUAAUAGCAUAUGAACUGUAAUUGAAUAGCUUAAUAGCAUGUGAACUGUAAUUUAAUAGCUUAAUAGCAUAUGAACUGUAAUUGAAUAGCUUAAUAGCAUGUGAACUGCAAUUUAAUAGCUUAAUAGCAUAUGAACUGUAAUUGAAUAGCUUAAUAGCAUGUGAACUGUAAUUGAAUAUCUUAAUAGCAUGUGAACUGUAAUUGAAUAGCUUAAUAGCAUGUGAACUGCAAUUUAAUAGCUUAAUAGCAUAUGAACUGUAAUUUAAUAGCUUAAUAGCAUAUGAACUGUAAUUUAAUAGCUUAAUAGCAUGUGAACUGUAAUUUAAUAGUUUAAUAGCAUGUGAACUGUAAUUUAAUAGCUUAAUAGCAUAUGAACUGUAAUUGAAUAGCUUAAUAGCAUAUGAACUGUAAUUUAAUAGUUUAAUAGCAUAUGAACUGUAAUUUUAAGACUCAUGCAGUAUUAAAUCAUUUAAUAGUAUGUACUUUAUAAAUAAAAACAAAGCAUGAAUGA